AUGUAUAAAUGUGAACGUGAUAGCAUUCAUUUCGCCAGAGAUGGAGGCCAUUUCUCUGAGUGCGAGAAAUACAAGAUUGCUUGGAUGGAAGACGAGAAUCAGCCAUUAAAUAUAUCCGUCGAGAGAGAAGAAUGCACCGCGGGAUGGGAUUUCGACACGUCAGAGAUGGCGUCGACGGUCGCGACGAGUCACGGCUGGCUGUGUGAGCGACGCCGAUAUUCCGAUCACAUUCUCGCCGUCGGAACCGCAGGGAACGCCGUGGGCACGCUCAUCCUGCCCUUCCUUUCAGAUAGAUUCUUGGGUCGUCGCUUCGUGUUCUACCUCUCGCACGUGCUGUACCUGGUGUUCACUCUGGCCUUCGUGUGGACGCCCAGCUACAUAUUCCAGCUCGUCUUCCGGUUCAUGGCUUCCCUCAGCUUCCAGACCAACUACCAGAUGCCUUAUAUUAUUACGCUCGAGUUCCUGCCGCCUUCGAAACGUGGCUUGGGUGUCCUGGUGUCCUUUGUAGCUUGGACGGCCGGAAUGUGCUUCACGGCCCUGGUGGCUUGGCUUAUCCCGCGCUGGGACUACCUCGCCCUGAUCUCCUGCAUCCCCCCGAUCUUGUGCUUCUUCUAUUUGCUGUGUCUCCCUGAAUCUCCCAGGUGGCUUCUCAUGAGCGGGAAACUGAAGGAGUGCGCCGCCGUCCUCAUCCAGGUGGCCAAGUACAACAGGAAGGAGUCGCCCUCCGCUUCUGAGCUCGAGGCCGAACUCCAAGAACUCCGAGACAACCACCCGAAGGAGGAGUCUCUGAUGCAGGUCUUGAGUUACCCCAAGCUGCGUCUGAGAGCUCUCCUGUUGCUUUUUAUUUUAACCUCCACGUAUAUGAUGUACGGUAUUCUUAUCUUCAGCAUCAGCGUCCUCAACAACUAUUUCCUGAGUCACUUGGUCUUAUCGGCCUUUGAACUCCCGAGCAACAUCCUGGGCUGGAUUUUCUCAGAUUACCUUGGUCGCCGCUUCACCUGCAUCUUCACCUUCAUUCUCGCGGCUGGGUUUUGUCUUCUUGCUCCGUUCUCUCUCCACAACGAUUGGGCUCACCUGGUGAUCGUGGCUUUUGUCAAGCUGUUCGUCACGCAGCUGUUAUACGUCCUCUUCCUGCUGAACGCCGAGCUCUUCCCGACGCCCAUCAGGAGCACCGGCUUCGCCUGGAUGCUGGUCGCUGGCUUCGCGGCGAUGUCCGCGGCGCCGUACAUCCUCAAUUCGGGAUUAGGUCCAGCUUUUCCCUACUGGUUCAUGAUGGUCCUAUUGCUCCUCUGUUGCCUGGCCGCCCUCCCACUGCCGGAAACCCUGGGGCUUCCGCUUCCCCAGACCUUCCAGGAGGCCGAGAACAUAGGCAACGGACGACCCCUUCUGACGUGGAUCCACCACUGGAACUACGAGAAGUUCGGUCUCCCGAGAACGAACUCCGAAGUGCUUGUCACUUCGAAGAAACCUCAUUGCGACGGGGACUCGGCGACGGAGGAAUCGAAGAUGAUCUAGACUGGGCAUGGAAUGUUGGACGAAUUUUGCGCGAUUGUAGCGUUUUCAUUAAAAAAGAGAUCUCUAAAACUGA
Messenger RNA from Penaeus chinensis, 1588 nucleotides. Its product is annotated as solute carrier family 22 member 6-B-like. Bases 1 to 1515 code for a protein of 504 amino acids. The transcript is spliced from 9 exons. Gene Ontology annotation, biological process: transmembrane transport. Gene Ontology annotation, molecular function: transmembrane transporter activity. Gene Ontology annotation, cellular component: membrane. NCBI's taxonomy places the organism in Eukaryota, Metazoa, Arthropoda, Malacostraca, Decapoda, Penaeidae. The record is from RefSeq and is a predicted model, not a curated record.